Gregarina niphandrodes is the source of this 1737-nucleotide messenger RNA. RefSeq names its product inner membrane complex protein. The coding region runs from base 1 to 1737 and encodes 578 amino acids. The record is from RefSeq and is a predicted model, not a curated record. The transcript has a single exon. NCBI's taxonomy places the organism in Eukaryota, Apicomplexa, Conoidasida, Eugregarinorida, Gregarinidae.
AUGACGUACAGCAGCGAUCAAGGCGGCGACUCGUCGAUGGUGGCGGCAGGCGAAGCGCCCCGGGAGAACACUCCGGUCGUUCAGCAAGCGUACUACGAGCAGAUCACCUCGGGCGCGGUGCAGAGCAGUCCCGUCCUGAGCGCCACCUACCAAAGCACCACCUACCAGAAUGGUCCCACUUACCAAAGUGGGCAGAAUGGCAUUACCUACCAAAACGGCACUACCUACGAAAACGGCGCUACUUACCAGUCGAGUAGCAUCAUGCAGUCUGGCACCCGGCAGGCCCUGGCCCAGCCGUCUGGGGCGCAGCAGCAAUCGGGCAAUUACCAGAACGGCUCUCUUGCCUACCAGACGGGCACCACCUACCAGAGUGGAACUGGCGCUGCCUCCUCCGGCGCGUACCAGACCGGAUCUGCGAACGUUCUGGCUUCUAGUGGCAUGAACGCUACGGGCUUGGCCACGGGAAUGACGACUGGUUCCGCUGGCUACCAAACUGGCACCGCCUACCAGACGGGAGCCACCACAACCACCUCCUCCACAACCUACCAGACCGGCACUGGCGCGGCUUACCAGACAGGCUCCGGCACCGCUUACCAGACAGGCUCCGGCACCGCUUACCAGACAGGCUCCGGCACCGCUUACCAGACAGGCUCCGGUACCGCUUACCAGACAGGCUCCGGUACCGCUUACCAAACAGGCUCUAACACCGCUUACCAGAGUGGUUCCGGCAACGCUUACCAGACGGGCUCUGGCAACGCUUACCAGACUGGCUCCACCUCUUACCAGACUACGGGCGGCUACAAGCAGGUGGGCCGGGAGGAGGUCACGUCGGUUCGUCAAACGACGGGGGCCACACGUAUUAUUAGUGAGCGCAUUGUAGAGCACGAAGUGGUGGUGCCGAAGAAGAUUAUUCGCGAGGACGUCGUGGAGAAGGUCAUUGUGGUGCCGGAGAAGAUUAUCCACGAGGAGAUGCGGGAGGAGGUUCAGAAGAUUCGAGAGAAGAUUAUCGAAGUCGCUGUUCCGGUUAUCCAGGAGACCGUGGUGGAGAUCCCAGAGAUUGAGUAUGUGGAGAAGGUGAUCGAAGUCCCCGAGGUGGUUCCGAGGGAACGCAUUGUGGAGGUUCCCGUCAUUGAGUGGCAGGACAACAUAAUUGAGGUUCCCGUAAUUGUUACUAAGGAGAAGAUCGUGGAGGUGCCCCAGAUCGAGUACCGCGACGUGCCCUACGACACUGUGGUCGAGGUCCCCGAGAUCAGGGAGAACGUCGUGUAUGUCGAGGUACCUAAACCUCGGUAUGUGGAUGUCCCCACUCCCGAAUACCGGGACGUCGUAGAAGAGAAGGAAGUGCAACGCACCAUUCCGAUUGCUGUAGAGGCCAUCACCACUUGCCGGUUCAACAUACCCAAAAUUAAGCCCAACUAUGUCAAGGUGGACAUGCCGCUGUUCGUGCCUCGCUUCAUAGAAGUUCCCAUCGCCGUGGAUUCGGUCAACGCCGCCACUCUCUCCCACGCUGAGAAGCUUACUAAGCAGUUGAACGCCAUCGUGCAGAGAUCCACCAUCAGUCUUUGCGAGAUCGAAACUCUCGCCCACGACAUCAAGCAAUUCGAGACAGUCGCUUCUUCCUCCACGGUUGACCAGACGGCUGUCAUUCAGGAGGCCUGGCAGUCCGGCAAACUGGUCGUGGAUCAGAACUCUAUGGCUUACACUCACUAUGAGACCGCCACUCCUCUUAUUCAGUAA